CGGUGCCGCAAGAGGAUGGUGGCGCUGCUGUGCCGACCAGCAGUGGCCAAGAUGGCGACGCCCAGUGAGCUGUCUAUCGAGGAGAUACGCAAAUAUUUAUUGGAAAACGGUGGCACCGCUCGUAAUCACGACGUAGUGAAGCACUUCAAGAAGUUCCUAACAGACCCAGAAACGCGAGUUGAGGCACGGAAUCGGUUCAAGGAGUACGUGAACACCCUCGCUACGAUAAAGAACGAAGAGGGUGAGAAAUACUUAGUGCUCAAGAAGAAGUAUCGUGAAAAUUCAUUGGAACUGACGAUCCCAGAGCCGUACGAAUCGCCCAUCGCUAGCCCUGACAUAGCUGCACCGGUUUCUCCUUUACGAGUUCCACCACCUUAUAGGCCUCCGCCACCCGCACCCCUGAGUCCGUCGGUGAAUAACGCGAGCACGCACGAGGAGUCGUGUUCGAAUUUCGCACGCGAAGAGACCGCGAUCGACGCGCGAAGAAAUGGAGUCGAUCCCGACGAGACCGGAUUUUCAACGUCGUCGCCUCCCGUACCACCACGCCGUAAAAGUCAAGAUAAGAUCAAGAUCGAGAAUAAGGAGAACGUCGACAGGAACAGGGGAGGAUCGGAGGCGGUUAUCAAGGAAGAUGAGGCUGUACCGGCGAGUCCCGGCUCAACCGAGCAAUUAAGCUUUCGCGAGCGGAUGCAACGUUUCAACCGGAUGGCUAGCGAAACCGAUCUUCAGGGCAGAUCGAACGGCGCUAUCACACCUACUAAAAAGCGAUCAGACAAGGGAGCAGACGAGGAUGAUAGUGCUUCCGUUGCCUCGCAACUGGACGGGAAGUCACGUGAGUGGUUGGUCAGAGCGGCGCAGGGGGAUUAUCAGGCAUUGGCGAAAUUAGCCGCGGAAGAACCUCGACUCACUCGGCUCAAGGAUCCAACAUCCGGCUAUACGGCUUUGCACUGGGCGGCCAAACACGGCGACGAGAACAUCGUGAAACUGAUUGCGGGCACGUACAAGGAUUACAUCAAAAGCGUGAACGAGACUACGAACGGGGGGUAUACGCCGUUGCACAUCGCUAUGCAGUUCGACCAUGAGAAUAUCUUCAAUCUGUUGGUCCAGGUUUAUGGUGCUAACCAAGAGGUACGCGACUACAGUGGAAAGAAGGCCAGACAGUACUUGGUCUCUCAGGAGGCCGCUGUCAGUCACGACACCUUUCGCAGUGUAUUCCGUGUGAGGAUGACAAUGCGAUUGAAAAUAGACGGCAGGAUAUGGUGUUUCGGGCUCUGUCCUCCUCUGUCCUCUGUUCUCGAAAUAAAAGCAAGGAAAAAGCAUGCAGAGAAAGAUCUUGGUUUCCUGCGUAUUGGCUCGCUGAACGUACGCGUGAAACGUACGACGGAAGCGUUCAGCCAGUUCCUGGGUGUGGCAACUAACAGCGGCAGCAGCAACCACGAGAAGAUGCACAAGAGCUGGGGAUCGGCGGAUAAUGUGCAGUUGGACCAGAAGAUGAUGCCACCACCAAAAUACGCGCCUAUUAAGAAAAUGAGGAGCCGACGAAUGCAGGAUUUUAGCUCGUCACGGGAUCACGAAGCUGCUAGUCAGCCGAGUACUCCGCUGCUCCAGGGCAAGGUUUCCCGGACAAGUCAGUCGAUACAUCGUCGACCAACGUCCACGACGGCUGUCAGUUCCGCCGUGUCCAGGACCCAACAAAGCAACGACUCGGAUUCGGAUACGGCGUGCGGUUUCGAUUCCGCAUGGAUAGGAUCCGCGCAACUUUAAAACGUCCUUAAAAAUAGGAACAAAAGCUCCGCUGUAUAAUUGUGUAUUUUGUCUUUAGUCCUUUCCAAAAUGAGAAAACAGAAAUUGGAGGUAUAUCAUUUGAUGGGGAAAAAUGAUGUAAUAGUACAGAUUCGAAUAGAGUUAAUUUAAGAAAUUGAUGCGAAUGGAAGGACUUAAGAAAUAUUCUAACAAUGGGUGUACGAAUGAUGCUUGCCCUAUUGCCAAAUGUUGUGCUCUCUGUUAUAAUUAUUACUGUCAUUUCUAUAAGUGCCUUAUUUAUGUAAUGUCUGAUAAUGAGAGCUUUAGGUUUGACGAUGCUGUUUAUACUCAAAUCUAGUAUCUACAUAUUCUUUUCUAAACGUAUACGAUCUAAAUUUUUCUAUGCACACAGGGUACAUCGCGGUUUCUAUGCACACAGAUUUUUGUAUAAUAUAAUUAUUCCAUUUAAGAAUACGAAUAAGUCGAUGUAAAUAUUUAUCUAAUUCUAAAUUAGGAGUAAAGUAUUGUAAUUUACAUGCUAUAAAGAAAUACAUUAAUUAUUGAACUAUAAAAUAUCCCAAGCAAAUUGUAUAAAUAAUUAUUUGAAGUAA
Ceratina calcarata is the source of this 2354-nucleotide messenger RNA. It is a transcript of the gene sowah, whose product is annotated as ankyrin repeat domain family member sosondowah. Gene Ontology annotation, molecular function: protein binding. Bases 16 to 1764 code for a protein of 582 amino acids. The transcript is spliced from 16 exons. The record is from RefSeq and is a predicted model, not a curated record. NCBI's taxonomy places the organism in Eukaryota, Metazoa, Arthropoda, Insecta, Hymenoptera, Apidae.